AUGGCCUUUCUACUACCACCCUCGGUCAAGCAGCGCCUUCUGCGCUUCGCCCUCUCCAAAGUCGACCUUAUCGACGACACGGCCAUCGACCUGGACAAGUUCAACUUCAGCUGGGGCAGGACCAGCGUGAUUACCUUGCCCAAGGUCCCGCUCAAGGCUGCGAAACUAACCUCCUUCCUGCCGCUGCCGCCCAACUUUCAAGUUGGCGAGGCCUACGUGAAUGACCUCCGCAUCACCGUCCCCGCCAACCUGCAGGGCGUGUCCAUAGAUACUUCCGGCAUCGUCGUCAAGGGGAAAUUAUCACAGGACGGCGAUGAGGAUGCGAGCCAUACGAGGCACACGUCCGCUAAAGGCACCGGCUCAGACGCUAUACCAACCGCCGAAGAUCUGGCAAAGUCGUUCAUACAGGAAGAGUCGGCCGAGGAAAGGAGACAGCUCGAAGCUGCCAUCCACUCCCAGUCGCAGCAUCUACACCAGGACCCCUUCACCGGAUCGAGCGUGUACAGCGACGAUGUCGAUGAGUCGGAGCUGGGUAUGGGUGUCGGCUUGACUGUGCCAGACUAUCUGACCAACUACCUUCAUCUCAUGGAGGAUACCGUGCAGCUCUCCGUUGGCGAUAUCGAGCUUCAUGUGGAGACCGAAAUCCCUUCCGAGGGCUGGGAAGAUGACGAACCCGUUCAGGCAGACCUUGUUAUCCACAUCGGAGGCAUCGAGGUUGAGGGACUGACUGUGGGUGGGCCUGAGGCGCCAUUUUCGCCUGAGCAGCAGUCGCAGACAAGGCCGGGAAAACGCAAGAUCACUCUGAAAGCAUUAUCCGCUGGGGUUCUUCUGGACGAACAGAGCAUGGCGAGGAGCAGGAUCGCGUCGUCGCUUGCUGCGUCUUCAACCGCGAGUAGGAUUGCCCGGUCUGAUUCAAUCAGCCACUCUGCUCAUGCGGCGGAAAACCCGGUCGCCGCAAGCCCGGUUACCACAAGUCCGGUCGCCACAAGUCCGGUCGCCACAAGUCCGGUGGUCGCCACAAUGUCUCCAGCCCCGCGAAGUCGCUCGCCGUCAGCCACAUCUGGAUCACUACCUUCCCCGCAGUCCAGCCAACAAUUCCCAGAUAUGGCUGCAUCGAUCAUGACGACAGAUGCGGAUAGGUUCGCUGAUGCUGAAGAUGAGGACCAUGCUCCCGCCAACCCAAGCAUGACUUCGUCGGCAACAUCUGGUGAUUUUGGCCAGCAAAGCUUGUAUGGUGAUGAGUCGAUCCUCCAAUUCGGCGUGGACAAUGGCGUCUUUGAUACAAAUAUCGAAGGAGAAGAAAGCCCUGUUCAGAGCCGCGGGAGCUUGUAUGGCCUGGAACGAUCAAAUGCGGGUGCACAUCAAGCACGUGCUGUCUUCUCUGGUAGCAAUUCACUGCCUGGUCGGCUUCCAGAUGACCAUGGACAAAUUCAAGUCGACAACGAUGGAAGCUACACGUCCAAGUCUCAGCCUAUGCCCGAGCAUGUGCGUUCAGAUUCUCAUGCAGGACAUCGCGACGAGAAUGUUGCGAUCCACAGUCCUCCGAGCCCCGAGAACACUAGCACAUCCGAUCGCUCAACAAGCACGUCCCCUUCACCAGCAUCCUCCUCGCAAGGUGAUCUUGCGGAGUCAAAACUGUUCAGCCACGAAGAGGCCGAGAGCAUGUAUAUGAGCGCAAUCGAUGAUGGGUCUUCUCAAUCAAGCAGAUCCUUCCAUAUGCCCGGCGCGUGGGACACUUCAAGUGUGACCAGCAAUGACUCGGAUCGCAUUUAUCAACCGCCAACCUCGGCCGCCCCUGCCUCUCUUGACCCGAUUGUCGAAAGAGACGACGGUUGCGAGACCCCUAGGCCUGGCAGCCGCAUUGGCGCUGAUCCGGCCACGCCUAGCGAAGGUAAGGACGAUCUGUCUACGAAGGCUUUCGUUCCGCUCUUGGAUAUUGAUACCAUUUCCGCGUGGGUACCCGGUCACCAAACUGCUCAGGACGUUGAUCAUGCGGACCCACUUGAAUAUUCCGAUCAACCAAGUCGCUCCAAAGUCGCCUUCGCGGACGAUUCUAUCUUUCACGAUGUGCCUGGUGCCUUCUCACAAUACGCGGCAUCUACUGCAAGGUCUAGACCGUCAGCUAGUAUCAUGCGUGAGUCGCGUAGAUUACCCACUCAGCAUCGAUCGGCAAUGCCCAGUGCGGAAGCACCGAAGAACAACGGAGCGGAGCGGUCGAGCCACGAGAUCGAGGUUUCAGUCGGCAAUGUACGGCUUCAAGUAGACGUAGAGACCGUACACCUGGCCAUGCGUCUCGUUAAGUUAAUCCAGCAAGUGUUCGGAGCCUCCUCUGCGGUGGAUACUCCCAAAGAGCCCUCCAAGGGUGCUAGAAUCACAGGGGAUGAGGCCGAGUCGGACCCUGGCGGGAUUGCACUCAAGUUCAGUAUGGAGAGUCUACGGAUUGCUCUGCUCAAAGAGGUCUCAAGCCAAAGCGUGGCCACCAACAAACCUAUGGGUGCCCUGCGUCACGCUGAGUGGGAUUCGAAUGAAAUCUUCCUGCAGUUGCAAGGCCGGGAUCUCAGCGCUACGUGCGAGACCAAACGCGGUUCUCCGAGGGCAAAUCUGAAAAUAGGGACCUUCUCGCUCGGAUUCAAUGAUGGCGACAUUCUCAGUUUCCGGCCGGGAACAGGAUUAGAUGAGACGACUAUGGAUAUCACCAAGCCUAUCGAAACCGACAUCUCAGUUGCCUACAGACACGAGAGUGGAGACCAGCGCAUUGAAGUGUCAACCCUGCCAAUCAAUGUUUCCUUGGAUGUUCAAAAGUUGGAUGACACAUUUGCUUCCUACGGCGGCUUCAGCGGAGUCCUGAAGAUUGGCAAUCACAUCAAGUCGACAUGCAUUCUACCACCGCCUACAUCUAAGAACCAACCCACACCUAAAGUUGUCCCCGAUGCCGAAGUAGAAGCACCAUUCCCAAAGGUUGACGCACGCUUCGCGGGCCUCAACUUUGCGCUUCAAGGAGAGACAUGCAGUUUGCUGCUGGAAACCAGCACUAUUCGCACGUCUGUACGCAAAGGUGGCGUCCGACUCAGCAUCAAACAUACAAAGGUGACGGGUCCUCAUAUGACUAGUUCGGCAGUGUUGUCAAACAAGCCUCCACUAGACGUUGAGAUUGAUGGUGUCCGCCUGGACUACGCUUUCAUCCCGGCAGAGGCUGAUUUGUCUGACCUCCUUUCGCUGAUCACUCCAACCGACUUCAAAUACGAGGCUGACGACGAUAUCCUCAUCGAUACACUGCUGUCUCAAAGACGGAAGGGUUCGUUGGUAAAGGUCAGAGUUCAAAACUCUGUACGGCUCGCUAUCUCCGACCUGGAUGGGUUGAAGCAGCUUGAGGCGCUCGGACAAGAUGUUUCCAAGCUGUCCAGUGUCGCUAAGCUUCUGCCGGAUGAUGAGCGUCCUGGGAUUCUUGCCAUGAUUGAGCUGGCCGACUGCAAGAUCGAUGUCAUGGUAAAUGACCGGAUCGGGCAGCUCACUCUGCACUGCAGUCAAGUGCGCGUCGCUCACGUUGGCUUACCCGCUUUACUUGCACUUUCAGUUAGAAAAAUCGAAGCUGAGCGUAAUGGCUCGGAGUUGGUGGUGACCGAGGUUACUGAAGUCGAUGGCCGAGAAGCUACUGUACCAAUGAUCAUGGCACGCUGGCUGGGAGACGACAUGGAACCCACCCUAAAAGUCAAGCUGUUCAACCUUGUCCUUGACUAUCGGGUCACCACCAUCAUGGCUCUAUUGGACCUCUCAGAAGACUGCACAGCAGAUGAUGUAGCCCUCGGCAUGGCCUCCUCCGUUGCAACGAUUAAGCGGGCACCAUCACCUGAGAUUACGAGACAGUCGUCCACUGCCAGUGAGAAAACGGGGCCACCAUCUCGACCAAUGAACCUUGACUUACUCUUGCGUGACUGCGCGAUCGGCCUGAAUCCUCACAAGAGCCGUGCAAAGGCUCUCCUCGUCCUCUCCGACACCCGGUUCACUGGAUCCCUCGUCCAGGAUGAGGCAAUGACGGCCUGUCUUGAUGUAAGAAAAGCGUCUCUUCUGGUGAUCGAUGAUGUGGACCGCCUGCAAAUAGACGAAACAGAGGAUGCGAGGCCUUCACAUGCAGAACUCGGGACCCCUCAAGUUCACAGUCUCUGUCGCUGGGGCUUUGUCUCGGUUGGGACCACAUCCAAAGCCAGAGCCAUUGUCAAGAUUACCGAGACGGCUGGAGACGGACCCCGGGCAGUGGAUGUGGAGUUCAAGAACGACCUCUUCGUCAUGGGCAGUUGCGCCGAUUCGACGCAGACCCUUAUCUCAGUCUUAGGCGGGCUAGCGCCACCGCAGCCGCCUUCCAAGGAAAUCCAGUACAGGACAAAGGUUGAGCCGGUCAUGGACAUGAUGGCUUCCCUCGUUGGAGACAAUUUCAAGGCUCCUGCAGGAGAGCAUCUCCAUCAGGAUCAAGAGAUCGUAGUCGACGAUGACGACCAAGACCUUCAUUUCGCAGGCAGCCUCUACGAUCCCAGUCACUUGCCACUGCUUGACGAUAUGACUGAAGAAUCAAUUGAGGAAUCCAUGAUUCAGUCUCAGGAGAGAAGUGAUCCUGGAGAGCCUACAGAGGAGCUCCAAUGGGAUGAGGACUUCUUCGGACAAUCAUCGCCAGAUCGUCCAGCUGCUCAAGCUUGGAACUCUCGCAAGAACGAGUAUAUCGAGUCUAGUGAAGUUCCAGUAGUCAAGAGUCCGCUGACGUUGCGGGUGAAGGAUGUUCACUUCAUUUGGAACUUGUACGAUGGCUACGAUUGGCCGAGGACACGCGAGAAGCUUGGCCAGAAGCUUGAGGAGGUGCAGCAGCGUGCGCAGGAGAGACGCGAGAGGGGCUACGACGAAGACGACGGCAUGUCCAUCGAGGAAGAUCUGCUCUUCGGCUCGGUUUACAUUGCUCUCCCUGUCAACAACACGCCAGAGGAGAAUCGGAGGCAGAUCAACCGUGCAAUGAGAGGUGGUGACGAUACCGCUAGCGAAACCAGCUACGCCACGACCACUGCAUCACGGGCAACUGCACGCCCACGCUCAAGAGGCAUGCGUCUGAAGCUUGAAAGGGGUCGCCGUCCCAAGAUCACCUUUGAACUGAAGGGCAUCUCUGCUGAUGUUGUGGUUUUUCCUCCGGGCUCCGGAGAAACACAGAACUCUGUUGACGUUCGUGUUGGUGACCUUGAGGUCAACGAUCAUGUCCCUUCUUCCACUUGGAAUAAAUUCGUCACUUACGACAUGAGCGCUGGAGAACGGCCCCUCGGCUCGCCCAUGAUCCACCUCGAUAUGCUGACUGUGCGGCCCGUGGUCAAUCUGGCCGCAUCGGAACUUGUGAUUCGCGUCUCGGUACUUCCCCUACGGCUGCAUGUCGAUCAGGAUGCGCUCGACUUCAUCACUCGCUUCUUUGAGUUCAAGGACGAUAGAGUCGUUUCCAAAGAGGCACCUGGAGAACAGCCUUUCAUUCAACGUCUCGAAGUGCGAACGGUCAAGUUGAAGCUUGAUUACAAACCUAAGAAGGUUGACUAUGCCGGCCUCCGCUCUGGCCACACGACAGAGUUCAUGAAUUUCUUGAUCCUGGACUGCGCAAACAUCACACUCAGGCGAUGCAUCGUCUAUGGAAUUUCGGGCUUCGACAAGAUCCACAACACUUUGAACGACAUCUGGAUGCCUGAUGUCAAGAGCAACCAGAUUCCUCAAAUCAUGGCAGGCCUCGCUAUAGCUCGCCCGGCUGCAAAUGUUAUGAACGCUGCGAAGAGUAUCGUUACUGUUCCCAUGGCACAAUACAGUAGGGAUGGACGUAUACUACGCAGCGCGCAGAUGGGCGCGGUUGCAUUCGCCAAAAACACUACGACAGAGCUUCUGCGCCUUGGUGCGAAGAUUUCUAUUGGCACCCAAGCCAUGAUGCAGACCGCCGAAGGCAUCCUCUCACCCGUCUCCCCAUCUGCUGCAUCGUCGACUGCGCAACAGGAUGACGGCAACUGGCACGAUGUUUCGUCAUCCGGUGCCUCGCCAGCGGAAGGGCCCAAGGCUUUCUCUCACUACGCAGACCAGCCCAUUGGCGUGCGAGCCGGACUGAUCAGCGCACGUCGCCACCUUCAACAGGACUUCGCCUCAGCCCGUGACGCCAUCAUCGCCAUCCCGGGCGAAGUCAUGGACAGUGGCAGCGCAACCGGCGCGGCUAAGGCCGUCGUGCGCCACGCUCCGGUCGUGAUGCUGCGCCCUUUCACUGGAGUCGCCAAAGCGACCGGGGCGACCCUGUUCGGUGCUGCGAACGCGCUUGAUCCGGAGAGCGCGAGGAAGAGGGAUGAGAAGUACAAACGUCACUAA
Molecule: messenger RNA, 6360 nt
Organism: Diplodia corticola
Lineage: Eukaryota; Fungi; Ascomycota; Dothideomycetes; Botryosphaeriales; Botryosphaeriaceae
Product: autophagy-related protein 2
Exons: 3
Coding region: 1-6360 (2119 amino acids)
Biological process (GO): autophagosome assembly; autophagy of mitochondrion; reticulophagy
Cellular component (GO): extrinsic component of membrane; phagophore assembly site
Molecular function (GO): phosphatidylinositol-3-phosphate binding
Source: RefSeq, a predicted model, not a curated record